This is a messenger RNA of Epinephelus lanceolatus (giant grouper), 13713 nucleotides long. Lineage: Eukaryota; Metazoa; Chordata; Actinopteri; Perciformes; Serranidae. The record is from RefSeq and is a predicted model, not a curated record.
AUGUCGUCAGACUUCUACUACAGAGAUGAUGUGGUGGAGAGGGGGUCCAUCCCCCUGGACAUCGAUAAUGUCCACAUGCUGCUGCAGGUGGAACAAGAACAGAUCCAGAAGAAGACCUUCACCAACUGGGUCAACGCUCAGCUGGCAAAGCGGAGGCCACCAUGUAUGGUCGUGGAUCUGUUCCAUGACUUCCGUGAUGGCUCCAAACUGUUGGACCUGCUGGAGGUGAUGAGCGGCCAGCGCCUUAGUCGGGAAAGAGGCAGAGGAAUGUUUCAGCACAGGAGCAACAUUGAGAAAGCCCUUUCCUUUCUAAAGAAGAAGUCGAUCAAACUAGUCAACAUAAACAUUCCUGAUAUUAUUGAUGGUAAACCGUCCAUCAUCCUUGGCCUCAUAUGGACAAUCAUCCUACAGUACCAUAUCGAGGAAUUGGCCAGCGGCCUUUCUUUCGAUUCCCGUCAGUCCUCCAUGGAGUCUUUGGCCAGUCUAGACUCCCGCUCCACCCUGUCGAGCCGCUCAGCCGGCAGCAGUCCCGUCCCUCCUAGAGGCUCGCCACUACACAACCGAUUCAGGGUUUCUGCCAAGAAGGCCCUGCUGCUGUGGGUCCGCGAACAGUGCCACAAAGCUGGCUGUUCAAUAAAUGUGAAAGACUUCAAAACUAGCUGGAGGAGUGGAGUGGCCUUCCUGGCGAUCCAGUACGCUCUGCGGCCGGACCUGGUGGAUCUGUCCAAAGCCAGAACCAGAAGCAACAAACAGAACCUGGAGGAGGCCUUCAGCAUCGCAGAGAGAGAGCUGAGGAUCCCCAGACUGCUGGAUCCUGAUGAUGUGGACGUCCGGGAUCCUGAUGAGAAGUCCAUCAUGACCUACGUGGCUCAGUUCCUGCAGUACUCCAAAGACCUGCCGGUGACAGAGGAAGAAAUGCAGACACAAUACCUGACAGUCCCUAAAAGCCCUUCUCCUGUCGACCUGCCUGUUCACUACACUCCUGCUAUUUCUGCCUCACCUCUGCGACAGGCGACACCUGUUCAGAAGGCACAGGAAGUGACGUGCUGGCUGGUUCAGGCCUAUGACGAGCUGCUGGAGGGAUGGGACUCCACAGAGGGAGAGAGCUACUCAGAGAGAUACCAUGUGAUUCAGACCUUUCUGGUGUCCUUUAAUGAGCAGCGGCGUCCCAUCAUGCCUUUACUGACAGCGAUGAGACGGACCCCGAAACUGAGCGAUGAGCAGCGGGCUCUCAGAGACGCGUGGGACAACCUUACUGAAAAGCUACGUGAAUACAAAGUGGAGUUAGAUAAGAGUCUUCCAGCACCCUUGAACACGGUGGCUCGCUGGCUGCUGAAAACGGAGAACGCCCUGGCCGAGGAGGAGGGUGACCCACAGGACCACGGCCGAGCUGCUGACGAUGCCAGGGAGAAACAAGAGCUCCUCAAAGUCUGCCUGGAGGACAUGCCGCAGCAUGUGAAGACCUUCCAGUCCUUCCAAAACUUGGAUGAGUAUGGAAACGUGAUGGUUCCUACUGACAAGAUGGAUGAACUAAAGAGGAGAUUCACCAGUGUGAGAGUGACUGCCAAAUACCAUGGGAUCAAGCUGGAUUACAGAGAGCACCGUCACACAGUUUUAGAUCUGUUGGGGCAGAUCAGGACCAAGCUGCGGCUUUGGAAGAGACCUUACAUCUCCCCAGAGGCUGUCAGGGUGUUGCUGCAAGAAUGGCAUGACCUGGUGAACACACAGGAGCUACCCUCUUUGUUAGAAUCAGCUCUUCACAAGCUGAAGCAGGUUUCUGAGAAAUAUUCAAGCAAAUCUGCCCUCACUGCAGAUUACCACCAGGUCAGUCAGCAGGUGAAGCAGCUGGAAGGGGACACCACUGCGGUUUUGGAAGAGGUGACCAAAACCAAGAGCACCAUGGGACGGGUCCUGUCUGCUUGGGACUCCUACAGUGACUGCUUCAGCUCCCUGCAGGCUUGGCUGGAGCAAGGCUCUGCAGCACACAGCCAUGGCCAAAGACCAGAGAUGACGUCAGAGAUGAUGGCGGAGUGGGGAUCCCGACAGGCCCACCUGAACGAGGUGGGUAACUUCUUGAUCGAGUCAACAGACCCCCAGACCAGCAGGGGCCUGGCAGAGGAGCUGCGCAGACUCAACAUGCACUGGGCCGAAUUUGUCAAGAAAAACACGUUUGACAACACGGCUGAGCCCAGCGCUGACGUCCAGGCCAGACCCCAAGACAUCCAAGCUCUGAUCAGAGAAGCCACUCUGAUUCUCAGAGAGCCUCUGCAGGCCAUGGGAGGUCCCUUACGCACCUACAGAAAAAGAAUACAGUUCAUAAUGAGGAAAAUAAAAGAAUUGGAUCUUGAGGGUCUGGCUUCCUCCCCAGAAUGCCCAGCAGAUCAGUUACAGAAACUGAAGCUUGCUGUACCUGAAGUGAUGCAGACCUUGAUGGAGGCAGAACAGGUGUGUACAGAGCUACAGCACAGUGUGUCAGGUCUGGACAGUCGUAUGGCUGAACUCCUGCACUGGGAGACUGAGGCCAGUGAGCUCUACCAGCUGCUGAGGGCCCAAGACAGACAACAACAACAACAACAGCGGGGCCAGGACCCACGAGCCAGGGCCCUGAUUUCCCGUGGUCUACAGCUGGAGGGCCAGGUGGUUACAGAAGAGCAGGACCUGCAGGUGAUGGUGAUGACAGGUCAGAAAAACUCACCCAUCCAGUACCUCCAUGCCACCGCCAUGCAGGACCGAGUGCGAGCUGCUGUUGCACAGUCACAGGAAGUUGUAGGUAUGCUGAGCAGCCUGGGAGCCAGAAGAGACAGAAGCAGAAGCCCUCCAGAAGGGUCUCCUCCAUCCAAAGUCUUUAAACAGGCUAAAGAGAGUUCUCAAUAUCUGACACAGUCAGACAGAGACAGAUGGCCAACUAAGCAGCCUGAGACAACGUUAGUUUCUCAUCAGCGUCAAACCUUUGUACCAAAGAUAGUGCUGCAGGAAUACAGACAAGAAAAGGUGACUUCUCCUACAAUGCCAUAUACCUAUGCACAAGCUGUCAUGCAGACCAGGACAAAGUCGCCACCAGAAGGCUAUGCUCAGGCCUGGCCAGAGGCUGCCGUGCAAAAGCCACAGCAGACUCAGGAGCAAGGAUUGAUACAGCAGCAACAGCCACCGCAGCAAGGACAACUUGACAGACAGACAGAAAAAGAGCUACAACAGCAAGAACUCAAGCAACAGCAGCCACAAGAAGUGCAACAGCAGGGGCCAAUGCAAACACAGCCUCAACAACUGCAGCAGAAGCAGGAAUGGCAACAGGUGGAACAGCAGCAGCAGCAGGUAGAAAUGCAUCAAUUCCAAGUUAAGCAAGUGGUAACAGAGAGGCCAACACCAGAGCCCCAUGAGCAGACUUCCCUUCAACAACCACCAGUAAAGAAACCACAUCUGAGCUCCCAGGAGCUUCAGAGCAGAAAGACUCAGGCCAUGAAGAACCGGCCCUGGCUUCAGAAGCCAGGCUCAGGAGAGCAUAAAACUCCCACUCCAGAACCAGAACAGGAUUCCACUCAGGAGAUUCAGCUGCAGUCAACCAGAGAAACAGUGGCAUCAGUUCAGGUUGUUACACAGCAUACAGCAUCUACUAGACCACAACCUGAGGCACAGGCAAAGGUUACUAAGCAGCCAGAAGAACAGCAAAAAGAGCAACAAAAACAAGCACAGCAACCUCAAAAUCUAGAGCAGCAACAACAACUGCAACAUCAACAAAAACAACAAAAAGAGAAGCAUCAGCAACAAAAGCCACAUCAACUGGAAAAACAACAAAGGCAACAGGAACAAUUGCUGCUGCAACAACAACAAGAAAAACAACCACCGCCUAUUGUAAGACAGGCUCAACCAGAUUCAGACACCAAGGCUAAAUCCCAGACUGCUACUAUGGCUCAGCCUCACCCACAAACAAAGGCCCCAAGUCAGUCACAGCCCCAAACUACUGCUCAGGCUAAAACUCAGGCAGCGGCCCACGUGCCAGUGCAGUCCGCAAGUAUGUCCCUCACUUCCACAGACCGUCAGCAACCACUGAAGACCACGCCCCAGACCACAGUGAGCCAAGGUCAGCCGCAAACACAAGUUCUUCCACAGCCCUAUGGCCCCGUGAAGACACAGUCAGUGACCCAGCAGCAGACACAACAACAGCUCCAGCCUCAGGUUCAGACUCAAUCCCAAACAUGUGCCUCAGGUGGACCUCAACCAUCUGUGCAGCCGCAGGGUCUACUUCUUGGCCCACCUGUAGUUCAAGUGCAGACAUUUUCUCAAGUCAAACCUUCUUCCCCUAUGCAAGCUUCAUUUCAGGGUCAAAUACCGCCUCCUGUGCCAUCCCACAUUCAGCUUCGAAGUCAUCCACAGUCCUGGUCUCCUGUCAGGCCGCCAUCCCCUAAGCCACCAACACAAGCUCAGAUGACCCAACCUCAAACCCAUGCUCAGUCAGUGCCUCAACCUCAAACUCAUCCUCAGUCAAUGUCUCAGCCUCAAACCCAUACUCAGUCCACGACGCAGGUUCAAACCCGUCCUCAGUACAUGACCCAGCCUCAAACCCAUCCUCAGUCCAUGAUCCAGCCUCAAACCCAUCCUCAGUCCAUGACCCAGUCUCAAAUCCAUCCUAAGUCCAUGGCCCAGGUUCAAACCCAUGCUCAGCCAACGGCCCAGCCAAGUCAUACCCAACCUUCAGCUCAACAGACCCAAGCUCCUCAUGUAGUCCGGCCUCAGGGUCCUAUUCAGCCGAUGACUCAGUAUCCCGCACAUGCUCAGCCCGAGGUCCAGCACCCAGGCCAUAUUUCCCAGGGCCAAAUCCAUGCUUGGACUCAAGUUAGAGGCUCAUCCCCAAUGUCUGUCCAGUAUCCACAAGCUCCAGCACAACAUCCUCUUUACCCCCAAGGUUACUCCCAGGGACAGUCUCCAACCCACCAGUGGCCACCCAAACAAGAGCCUCAAACACAGCCUGCUGCCCAGCAGAGGCAUCCAGUUCCCCAGUCAUACCCUCAGCAAAGAGGUCAAGCUCCACAGUCUCAGGCUUACCCAGCAGUUCAGGCUCAACAACAGUGGCCCCAAGUUGGGCCCCAACAAGGACCUCAGGUUGGGUAUUCUCACAUGGGGCCAUCAUACACUCAGCCUCAGAUGCAAACACAAUCCCAACCCUGGGCUCAAACACAACCCCAAAUGAGACCCCAGAGUUCCAUGCAACAUCAACCUCAAAUGGGAGUUUAUAAUAUGUUUCAUAUGCAGGGGCAACAAGGCCAAGUUCAGCAACAGACUUGGGUUCAGGCACCACCCCAACGUCAGCCACAGCCGUAUCCCCAGCCUUAUCCCCAGCCUCAAUCUCAGAAAUAUUCACAAGUUCAGCAUCAACCUCAGCGUCACCCUCAGCCUCAGAUGCAAGCUCAAACACCUCCCCAAUCGCAACCACCACACCCAGCCCAUCCUCAGCUUCCUUCUCAGCCUCAGAUCCAACCCCAGCAGCAGGUCCAGUCCCAAACACACAUCCAGACGCUGCCACUGGUACAAGUAAAACCCCAGGCCCAGACUCAGCAGCCUCAGCCCAGUCUUCAGUUCCAGCAGCAGCCUCCACAACCCAAACAUCAGGUCCAGCUCCAACAACAACCGAAGAUUCAAUCACCAACUCAACCAAAAGGUGAAUCCCCUCCACAACCCAAACGUCUGGCCCAAUCACUACUUCAAUCAGAGGUUCAAUCACCGACUCAACCCAAGGUUCAAUCACAGACCCAACUUAAGGUCCAAUCAAAAACUCAACCUAAGGGUCAGCCACAGACCCAAACUAAGGUGCAGUCACCAACACAACCCAAGGCUGAAUCAGUGGCACAGACUUUACCUGAGCCCCAGUUACUCCCUCAGCUCAUGGCUCAGUCAACAGUCAAGGCUGAAUCACCACCACAACCCAAACCACAGGCCCAAACAGCACCACUACCUGAAGCUCAAUCACAGACCCAGCCGAAGGUUCAGUCAUCAACCCAACCUAAGACCCAAUCACCACCACAACCCAAAUCACAGGCCCAAGCAGUACCACUACCUGAAGCUCAGCCACCAACUCAACCCAAGGCUCAAUCACCUCCACAACCCAAACCACAGUCCCAAACAGCGCCACUACCUGAAGCUCAAUUACCAGCUCAACCCAAGGUUCAGUCGCCAACCCAACCCAAAGCCCAAACACUGCCACAGCCCCAACUUCAGGCUCAGUCACCACCACUACCCAAGGCCCAAACUGGACCACAGUCUAAGGCUCAGUCACCCCCACAUGCCAGACCUCAGACCCAACCACCUCCACAGUCAAAACCUCAAACUCAGUCUCCUCCGCAACCCAAACCUCAACAGCCCCAAACUGUUCUCCUCCCCCAGGUCAAUGUGCUGCCUCAGUCCCUGUCAGAGUCACCAGAACUAUGCAUGAAACCUCCGGCCCUGGCCCAGGCGCCUCCCCAGGCCUACACAGAGGCUUAUGCCAAGGCCCAGGCUUUGGCCAGAAAUGGCUUUGAGGAGGCCAAGCACUGUCUGCAGGAGCAUAUCAUGGAAUGCAUUAAUGUGUUUAAAGACAAAUCUUUAUCGUCUGAGCCAGCAUCAGUGAAAGAGGAGACCCUGAAGACCCUGGACCCUGAGUUGCUUGAGGAGUUCUUGAGGGCAGCCAAAGGCAUGGAGGCCUUUUGUACCCCGUCACAGCUCAGAGACAUGGAGUUCUUCACCCAGUCUGUCAUGACACAGUGGGAGGCUUGUUUCUCAGCCGAGGGCAGCUUUGCCCAAGCAGGGCAGCACCUCGAGGCCUUGAAGGAGCUGUGUGACACCCUGAGCCCUGAGGAUGCUCACCGCCUGGCCCAGACUCAGCUGAGGGAAUGUGAGACGAGGCUGGCUGCCAUUCAGCGACAGUUCAGCGGAGACCAAGACGCGCCACUCCCUGAUUCGAGGAUUCCUGUUGCCUUCAGUGAGGAUCUGACCGCACAAAAGGAACCCACAAGACCAAGUGACAAACCUCUGGUCUCAGCUGAGGUGUUGCCAGUGAAGACAGCUGGUGUAGCGAAGAGGGAGGUUGAAAAGCACCCUUCUGUGGACGAUGAAGUCACCAAAAAGGAGGCUUUGGAAAGAUAUGAGAACUGUAAAAGGGCUCUGCAGGCACAACUGGCUAAAAAUGAACAGAGCAUCGAGGAUGUCCCCUCUGACUCUGUCUCUCUGAAAGGUCUGCAUACACGGCUCCAGGAAAUACAGUUCUUGAGGCAAGAGACAGAGUCUCUGUGGUCUGAGUAUGCGAACCAGUGCUCUCAGUGUUCCCAGUUGAGCGGGAACACUGGUCUGGAGCAAGAGAAGGCUGAGCUGCAGGAGCAGUGGCGCAGCCAACAGUCCAAACUUCAGAAGAGGGGUAGCUCGCUAGGCGCCGCCCUCAGACAGAUCGACUCCACCGAGAACCACAUGGUGGACUUCACUGACCGUCUGGACCGCUACCUGAGACAGCCCAAAGACGUCACUGCCUUCACACUGGCCAACACCAACAUCCUGAAAGAUAUCAAGGAACUGGAUGACAACAUUCAGAGCGAGCUGGACCAGCUGUCCCGUCUAGACCCUGAAUCCAGCGAUCUGGACCCCAGAGACAGUUGUCCUCUGUCCCGAGAAGUUGAGACUCACAAAGCCAGCCUGGAUCAGCUCCGACAGCAGGUCCGGAAGAGCGAAGCAGCCGCACGUGCCCUCGACCGCUUCCUCAUGUCAUUGCGCACUGUGGAUGAAGACAUCUCUGGAGUCCAGGGCGCCCCCUGCAGUGACCCUGUGGUACUGCAGGACUGUCGCUCCAAGCUGGGUCUGAUCAGGCAAAGCAUUGACAGUCUUAAGGAGAAGGCGCCUCAGCUGGAUGUGCUCCUGCAGGGCGCCAGGCUGACAGUCACCAGGGAAGGUGUCCCGGCCUCCUGCCUGGACAUGGUGACCGCUCUGCUGAGGAGGCUGGAGGAGGCUGACAGCGGGCUGGCCGGACAGCAGAAGGGUCUCCAGAAGGAGACACAGAGCAAAUCACUGGGCCUGAGGAAGAGGACGCUGCUGGGGGAGCUGAGUAAGCUGCAGGAAACAAUAGAAACACAAGGCCUGAAGGAGCCCACCAUACCUGCUGUACAAAACAGGCUACGUGCCCUGUCAGAUUUGGACGGUCAGGUGCAGGCGCAGCACGCAGAGCUCAAGAACCUCCGUGAACUUCAGGAGAAACAGGGAGGAGAAGAGCACGUCCUUCAGGAAGUGGAGACUCAGUGGAAGGAGAUUCAGAGAGCUUUUUCUGACAGGAAUAAGCAGUGCAGCGUCCUGCUGGAGCUUCUGAAAAAGUUCCAGAGCUGCCGCAGUCAACUGAGCAGCACCAUGCAGAAAGCAGAGCAGACCAUCAGUGAGCGGGCUUCCUACCUGGGCAAGGAGAACCUGCAGAGAACCAUUACCACGGUCCGUGACAUUAAGAAAGAGCUGGGUGGUAUUGGAGAGGGCGUGGAAGAAAUGAAGGGUGUUUGCCGACAGCUGCAGACUCAACUGAAGAAGUUCCCAGACUGCAGUGAGGUGCCCUUUGAAGGAGAGGCUAACACACUUAUGGACAACUGGCUGGAUGUGACAGAGAAGACAGAUACCUACAUGGAUAACCUGCAGGUGGGGCUGGAGCUGUGGGAGAAGCAGCUGAUGCUGGGGGGAGAGGUGGACGGCUGGGCAGGGGCCAAACUGGUCCUGUUUGCUGAGAGCCAUCCCUUCCACAAUGAGCAACAAGUACUCGCCAUGAGGGAUGAGAUCCACGCCAAUGAGGAGAACAUUGAACAUUUCCACAAGAAGUCUGUCGAGAUCCAGGAGAUGCUGCAGAGUCGGGAGGCGCCACUGGAGCUGCAGGUGAUGGAGACCCAGCUGAGGAAGAGGAUGGAGCAGGUGAAGGAGCUGUUUGCCGACUGCACCGACGUCUUUGAGGAACUGGUAGCUGUGAAGAAACACCUAACUGAGAAGAUAGAGGAGUGCCAGUGCGCUGUAGAGGGUAUCCAGUGUUCUGUCAACAGUGUUGAUGCGUCACAACCAACGGUGGAGGAUGAGUUACAGAAUCUGUGUGACGAUCUGGAGACUCAGGAGGAGCAGGCUGAGGCAGCGCUGAAGGAGGUUGGUUUGAUUUCCAGCGUGGCCAGUCCUCAGGUGCUGGAGGCGCUGUCUGCAGACUGCGACAGGCUGAAGGAGGCCAUUUCCCGCACCAAGGAGAUGAUCCACCUGAAGAGAGAGGAGAGGGACAAAGGCCUGCUCAAGGUUAUCAAAGAUGAAAAGCAGUCGUUUGAGGAGUGGUUCCAGGACCUGCAGCUGUCUGUCAAUGAGUGCUUUGAGCAGCCUGAGAGCAGAGCAGACGUGGAAACAUCCCUGCAAAAACUCACUGCUUUCUUGAAAUCCAGGGAUGCAGAGAGACGUCUGGAGCAGCUGAAAGAUCAGCUGGAGAGAGGCAGCAAGCAGGUUCCUCCUCAGCAGCUCUCUGAGUUUAAGGACUGGCUGAAGGAGCAGGAGAAGGAGGUGGGCAGGUUCAGAACCCACUGUGACAACAAGCAGAAACAAAUGGAGCCACUCCUCAGUGACUUGAACAGUCUGCAGAUGCAACAUGACAGCUUCCGUGAGUGGCUGCAGACCAAAGAAAAACAGUCUGCGAAGACUGUCAAUGCCAAACUUCUACUCACAGACCUUCAGGAUGAGAGUGGCAGAGUCGAGAGCCUGAAAAAGCUGUUAGCAUCACUACGCAAACAAGGCGUCAGAGGUGAAAGCCUCCUGAAGGACGGUGAUAACUUGAUACAACGGUACAGUAACCUGGAGGCCAGACUGCAGAAGCAGGCAGAUGCCCAGAGCGCCCUGGAGGGGGAGUUUGACAAGUUUAAUACCCAGACCGAGAGCACCAGGACCUGGAUAACUGACCUUGUGAAACCCCUCACCUCCACCGGCAGAGACACCCAGACUGAGGAGAUAAAGCAGAAAGCACAGGCCGUCCUGAGCUCCAAACCUGAGGGAGACUCUAAAGUGAGCAACCUGAGAAGAAAAAGCGAAAGUCUGUGUGAGCAGGAGGACCUGGAGGAGGGCAAGAAACAAGAGGUUCAGCAGUCUGUCAGAGAAACAGAGGAGCAGUGGAAGACAGCUCUGAAGACAGCUGAGGACAAUCUCAACAAGGCGGAAACACAAGCCCAGUUAGACAAGGACUUAGAUGCUGUCAAAGCCCAGAAUGAAAAUAUCCAGUCCUGGAUCAAAGAACAGGAGCAGAACGUACAGUCGCUUGGUGGUUGCAUACAAGUCGGAGAAAAGCUACAGAUUGCACAAGUGACACUGAACUCUAAGCCUGAAGGAGAUUCAAAGCUCCAGGAUCUGAAGCAAAAAUGCCAGAGUCUGUGUGACAACCCGGGCUUGGACGAGAGCAAGAGACGAGAGGUUCAGGACGCUGUCAGACAAACAGAGGAGCAGUGGAGGAAAGUCUUGCAGGCUGCUGAGGAGGGUCUCAACAAGGCAAAGACCGAAGCUUCCACUGAAAAGGACUUUGAUUCUUUCAAAACCCAAAGUGAGGGUGUUCAGUCCUGGAUCAAAGAGCAGAAGCAGAAGCUGCUCCCCCUCAGUAGUCACAUGCCAUUUGAGGAAAGGUUACAGGUCGCACAGGCUGUUAUUUCCUCCAAACCUGAGGGAGACUCCAAGGUGCUUGACCUGAAGACACAUGGUGAAAGUCUGUGUAAACAUCUGGAGGGGAGCAAGAAACCAGAGGUUCAGCAGGUGAUAAAAGACACAGAGCAGCAGUGGGGAACAGUCCUACAGGCCGCCAGGCAGGCAGAGCUCAGAAGUCUCUCAGACGACUUUGACGCUCAGAGUAAAAACACUCAGUCCUGGAUCAGAGACAAACAGCAGCAGCUACAGUCCUUGGGCAGUCACACACCACCUGAUGAGAGAUGUCACACAGCUCAGGCCAUCUUGAGCUCCAAACCUGACGGUGACUGUAUGGUGAACAACCUGAGGAGACGGGGACAGACUCUCUGUGACCAUCAGGACGCAGACAAAGGCAGGAAAGCCCACGUCCAGAAGACGAUCAGAGACACAGAAGAGCAGUGGAAGACAGUCCUGCAGGCUGCCAAACAGGUGGAAGCAGCUGCAGAAGUCGAGAUGACCAUGAAGACUGAACAGGCAAAGCUGAAGCUGAAAGAAUUUGACACCCAGCAGCAGGACACUCACUGCUGGCUCACAGACUUCCAACAGCGACUGGACUUACUGAAGAGUCAAACCACAGCUGAGGACAAACUGCACACUGCAAAGGCCAUAAUGAGCUCCAAGCCCGAAGGAGACUCCAGGAUCCAGAAGCUGAGAAGACGAGGCCAGAGCUUGAGCGGUCAGGACCUUGAGGAGCCCAAAAAACAAGAGGUUCAACAAAAAGUAAAAGGCGCUGAGGAGCAGUGGACGAGAGUCCUGCAAAAUGCUAAAGAAGCUCUGGAUCAGGCUGAGAAGCAGUUUGCUCUGGAGGGCCAGCUGAAGGAAUAUGAAGCCCUGAAAGAAAACACCAAAUCCUGGCUGGAAGACAAACAGCAGAGCCUCGUCUCUCUGGACAGUCAGACAGAUCCUGAAAAGAUAAUCAGCACAGCACAGACUAUCCUGAGCUGUAAGCCUGAGGGAGACUCCAAGCUGACAGAGCUGAGGAGACAGAGCCAGAGUCUGUCUGACCAGGAGGACCUGGAGGAGGACAAGAGACAGGAGGCUCAGCAGACAGUGAAAGAUUCAGAGGAGCAGUGGAAGACGGUCCUGCAGAAGGCAGAGAACACUCUGAAGAAAGCUGAGGUCCAAUACUCGCUCUCCAGGGAGCUGGAGUCCUUCCAUACCCAAGCAGGGAACACCAAAACCUGGGUCAAAGAGCUGCAGGAACAGGCCAAGUCCAAAGGCAGUGGCACUCAGGGCAGCCGUGCUCAGAUAGAGGACAGGCUGAACACAGCACAGGUCAUUUUGAGCUCCAAGUCCAACGGUGAGGCUCAAGUGAUGGAGCUGAAGAAACGAGCUAAGAGUCUGUGUGACCAAAAAGACCUGGAGAAAGACAAGAGACAGGAGGUUCAGCAGACUGUCAAAGAUACUGAGCAGCAGUGGAAGACAGUCCUGCGGGCUGCUGAGGAGACACAGAGGCAGUUGAAGGGUGUUGUGGAGCGCAUGGCGUCCUGUCAGAACCAGCGAGAGCAGACUGAGGCCAGUCUGUCUGACCUGCAGAAGCAGACGUCCAACCUGCCGCGUGUCUUCCCCUGGCCGGGCCUGGGAGAGCGGAGGCAGGCGGUGGAAAACGCCCGGAGCCUGCUGGACCAGAGCACAGCUUUGGCCCCUGUCCUCUCAGACGUCCGCACACAGGCUGCAGAGCUGUUUAAGACCACACAGGACCCUGGCUGGUCAGAUCCCUCCUGGGCAGCCAAGGAAGAGGCCAUUCCUGCUCUGCUGAAAGAGCUGACUGAGGCAGCGGUUAAUCUGGAGCAGGGCAUCCUAAUGGAGAGGCAGUGCACCCAGCUGGUGGAGCAGCAUGAAGCAGCCCAGGACUGGCUGAGGGAGCAGGUUAAAGGCCUGGGAGCUCCUCCAGCAGACAGACAGGGCCUGCACAACACCGUCAACACUCUGAAGGCCUUACUCCAGACAGUGGACAGGGAGAAUAAAGAGAUGAAGGAGCUGGACUCUGCCAGAGACAGUUUACUGAACCUCUGCACCCCUGGAGGACGGGAUGCCCUGACCCUUGAGGUCAGCCAACUCCACGACCUCUGUGCCACCUCAGAGCGGGAGGUGAAGGAGCGCCUGAAGACCUGUGAGACGCGGCUGGAGGAGCUGGACGGUCAGCUGGCCAAGAGGGCCAAGGGGCUAAAGGAGAGAGCAGCAGCCCUGCAGUGGGAGCUCCGCUCUCUGGACCAGGCGCUCAGUUACAGCGAACCACAUAACAACAUCACUCAGCUCCAACAGCACUGGCACAGCCUUCAGAACUGUGAGAAAUCUCUAGAAGAUUUGGGUGUAAAAGUUCACGACCUUAACCAGGAAGUAAAAGCUACUCCUGCCACUGAUGAGCUGCCAGCAGAAAUUACGACUGUGGUGCAGUCCUUAUGCCAGCAACAUGACAGUCUAAAAUCCAGGCUGAGUGACCGUAAGAGUACCUGCACUGCAAACACGGCUCGCUGUCUGAUGGACUCUCUUCACGCCCUGCAGGAGUGGAACCUCAGCCGACCACCAGAGUCCAGUUCUUCUGUGAAGGUGACAUUAGAGGAAGGUGAGAAGUUGCAGGCCAAUUUGCAGGAAGCACUCUCACGCAAGCAGUUUCUGACAGACUGUUUGAUGCCAGUCUUGAUUGAGAAGCUGGAGAGAGAAGGUUCAGAGACACUCAGAGAAGCAGACACUCAUAAAGCUUCUCUCAGCCAGAGCUUAAAGGAACCUGAUGGAAAGAGUAAACAAAAGCUGUCUGAUGUACCACACGGUAAUGGAGAGGAGACAAAGGCAUCUUUAGUGGCACCACCUCGGAAAAGCAAGCGCUCACCUGAGAAAAAACCUCAAGUUACACAACAAAAAAACAUUACCUUGACAGAAACAUCUACAUCUAUUGAGGAUGUAUUGUCAGUUUCAGUUCAGUUGCAAACUGAGGCUAAAACAUCAAAGCCUACUGUGACAGUAGUCAUGGAAGACACAAAAAUAACUGGUCCUGACGUCUUCUUCAGCUCCACAGGUGGCCACAGAACUAACUGA